AUGACGCUCGCGGAGCGCCUCGAGGUCUCGUUUGCGCGGGAAGUUGAUAGUUUAUUGGAUGCAGUUGCGUUGGUUCUGGAUGGGAUUGCAUUAGAACGUGGCUGGGAGAAGGAAUCGGAAAAGGGCCUGGAGGAUACGUGCUGGAAGCGUGGCUACACCGCGUCCGAGAAGCGCAUUGACACCGCCGUCGUGCGCCAGGAGGGGCACGCCGUAGUCCUCGGCACGGCGAAGGAGAACAAUGUGCAGCGCGACAUGUGCGCGUACUGGGAAGUCCCGCUGGACACUUGCUUUGGGGACACCGCCGCGUUGCCACUCACCUCGGGCGCCGUGCAGCGCUGGCUCAAGUCCGAGCCCCGGCUCGUGCAGGGCCUCUCGGAUCUCUUGGACGAGAUCACCGCCGAGGUGCACGAGGAAAAAGAGGCAAAGGAUGUGCAGACGGCGCGUGCGCCGCGCGCGAGUCCGCGCAUGACACACGAUACGGAUGCGCCGCCGCACCCGCCGCCCACGUCGAAUCCGCUGCAGAUUGGCGACGCGGACCGCGACCCCCUCGCUGCGAGCGGCCACCGCCCGUUUAUGGGCGGCUUUGCACCCCCGCCCGUCUUUGGCCCCCGCGGCGACGGGAUGCUGGUCGGCCCCGGCCACCCCAUGUUUCAUGCGCCGCCGCGGCCGCCGCCGCGCGGCCCGUGGGGCGGCGACGGCUUCCUGCCGCCGGGCGCUGUGCCGCCCGGCGCGCGCUUCGACCCGGUGGGGCCGUUUGGCCGCCCGCCGCCUCCGCCGGGCGCCUUCCGUGGCAACCCCGACUGGGACGAUCUCCCCCCGCCUGGUGGCCCCGGGUCGAUGUACCUGUGA
Molecule: messenger RNA, 849 nt
Organism: Malassezia japonica
Lineage: Eukaryota; Fungi; Basidiomycota; Malasseziomycetes; Malasseziales; Malasseziaceae
Exons: 2
Coding region: 1-849 (282 amino acids)
Biological process (GO): proteasome-mediated ubiquitin-dependent protein catabolic process
Molecular function (GO): proteasome binding; endopeptidase inhibitor activity
Source: RefSeq, a predicted model, not a curated record